AUGGUGAGCACUGGUCACAGCGGUGACGCCGCGAGGUCCCCCUCCCCAACCUGUUCGCCCCUAGAACAGGCGCACCUCCUGCUCGUCUCGCUCUUGCGCUGGUGGCCGUACGCGCCACAUGAGCAGAUCCCGUCGGUCUUGCUCUGUGGACCCACCUCGAAUGGGAAGAGCCACCUCGUUCGUCGUGCUGCAGACGCCGCCAAUGCAUGCACAGACGCUCCUACUGACGAUGUCGCCCACGUUUCGAAAAACGAGGAGGACCACCAUGCAGUAGUUUGCAGAGGGCCAGCGGGCGUCGCCGCGGAAAAUAUGCCCAUCUCAGUAUUGCUGCAAGUGCAACGCCGAACUCGCGUCGUGACGGUUAUUCCGCCUCUUGCCAAGGCUGUGGCAGUUCAAAGCGCUCACGACGGCAGCACGGGGCUGCGUCGGCUGCUCCGUCAUGCCAUAUACGAGGCGUGCAUCGCAUACAGCCGUGAAAGCGCCACUACGGCAUGCGUAGCUAAUGACACGCUCCACACCACACCACCGACUGAAAUCGCUAUCCUGCUUGUUUUGGAUCACGUUGAGUGCUACCUGCAGCAAGAUGACGCGCACAUUCACGGCAGCAGCAGCGCAACCGCCGACCCAGCGACACGGCAAAGUCGCGGUGUAGGAGGGCCGUCUCGUGACGGCUCCAACGCACAGGGUCUCAACACGCUCUACCCAGCCUUCCUCGCCGAUCUUUACACGGUGUUACGCAGCUGCCCGCCUCUCUUCUCGCAGCACGAGUGCGCCACUCUGCACCUAACGCGCCUCGUCUCCGUUGCUCUCUUUACGGGAGGGCUGGACGAGGUGCUUUCUGUUGUUCGGCACCGCUACGUUGACUACGCCCUCUCCCUGCCCACUCCGACAGAGGCGGAGCGGCGCGCGUUCUUUCUACAAUACGCCACAACGUCUGCUACUGGUCAAGCGUCGUCACUGCUGCCGCUUCCAAUGGUUGAUGCGUUGGCCCUGCGCACCGGUGGGGUCUCGUACGGAGGACUGCAGGAGGUGCUGGGCCUCGCGCUCGACCACUGUACCUCAUCGACGUCCCGUCCUUCCUCCUCUCCCUCCUCCGACCCCGGCACUGUCGAAUGUGAUGAGCAUGUGGCUGGUGCCAUGGCUCAGGCAGUUCUUCAAGCCUAUCAAUCCAGCGGCUCCGUCACAGCCUUGGAGUAUCGUCGCAGCGCAGGGUUUGUGGACGUGCAGGUGACGCGGUGGGACGAUAUUGCUGGGAUGGCGCACGUGAAGGAGACGCUGCAGCGGUUGGUUACCGAUCCGAUUCGGCACCGCGACACGUACCGGCACUUCCACGUGCGCCCCUCGACCGGCGUGCUGCUCUAUGGCCCUCCGGGCACCGGCAAGACGAUGCUGGCCAAGGCCAUGGCAACCGAGCUGAACGCCUCCUUCGUCUAUAUGGACCUACCCAAGCUGGUGCAGGCGGAGGUAGGCGAAUCGGAAAGGCGGCUGCAGGAGUAUUUUAAUGUCGCGCGCGAGCGCAGCCCCUCGCUUGUGUUUAUGGACGAAAUACAAGCUGCCUUUGGACUCCGCUACGCAAAUGCCACGGAUGCGCAUCGGCGUCGCGUAAGGUCUAUCGCGGCUUGCGGGGAUGGUCCAGACAGGGGCGCCUCUACCCCUGCCACCGCCACUACGCACGAUGCCCGUCUUGUGUCUCACCUUCUUCACCUGCUGGACGCUGCGCAGCAGGAUGAGGAGCACUUUGUCCUCUUCGUCGGCGCCACAAACGUCGUUCACUUGCUGGACCCACUCCUCCUACGUGCCGGUCGACUGGACACGCUCCUAGAGGUGCCGCUACCGGAUGCCGCGGCUCGCGAGAGUCUCGUACGGCGCGUCGUGUAUGGAGAAUGGGCUCAUUGGCUGUACGAACAAGAAAACACUACUUCCUCGGCGAACGUGGAUGGCGACUGUGUCGCUGCCCCUGCUCUGAUUGAUACCAAGCAGCUAGACAACCUCCGCGAGGUCCUGGUGGAGGCGUUUGUGCGCCGCUCUGACGGUUUCAGCGGCGCCGAGGUGCGCAACUUCACGUCGGUGUUCGGUGUCCAGCUUGCCCGUGCUGUAAGUAAUAAUGUGGAAGCGAUGCAAGACGCGGUGAUUGACGAGCAACUGGACUGCACAGAAGCCACUCACGACCCGCGGAGAGAGCAGUGCGAAAGGCAGCGGCAUCUGCGUCGUGCCAUCACCGCCUUCCUUUCCACAAGCGGAGGAACAGAAGGGGGGCUCAGCUACGAUGCACUGGCGCUAUUGGAUGCCGCUUACAAGAAAUGUGUCUCGUAA
Molecule: messenger RNA, 2313 nt
Organism: Leishmania braziliensis MHOM/BR/75/M2904
Lineage: Eukaryota; Euglenozoa; Kinetoplastea; Trypanosomatida; Trypanosomatidae
Product: putative ATPase
Exons: 1
Coding region: 1-2313 (770 amino acids)
Molecular function (GO): ATP binding; ATP hydrolysis activity
Source: RefSeq, a predicted model, not a curated record